Messenger RNA from Paramuricea clavata, 357 nucleotides. Lineage: Eukaryota; Metazoa; Cnidaria; Anthozoa; Malacalcyonacea; Plexauridae. The record is from the annotation of a GenBank genome assembly.
AUGGAGAAGCCAAAAAUGCCUCGAUUUAGUGGCGACGUCAGAGAGUACAGUAUUUUUCGAGAUGAUUUUAAGCAUGCUAUUGAAUCGCGAUACAGUAAAAGGGAUGCAAUGACGUACCUUUGUGCAUGCUUGCAGGGAAAACCCCUAGAGCUUAUCAAAGGAAUUGGUACAGAUUAUGAUGGUGCAUGGCAAUAUUUAGACUCAAUCUAUGGAGACCCCAGAUAUGUGUCGGACCAAGUAACCCAAGAUCUGUCAAAGUUCCGACCCCUGAAAGAAGGAGAAGAUUCACGCUUUUGUGAUCUGGUGCAUUUAGUAAAGCGUAGUUUCAAUACGAUGAAGGGAGUGGGAUAUGGAUAA